AUGGAGCGUAAGGACUUGUCCGUGGUUUACCUGUGGACUUGCCACGGCAUUUCCCCGUUCCUGGGCAGGAAGCUACAGGUGCUAUUUUCACAAAACUUUGUCAAGGCCGUUUUAAAUGAAAAUGCUUUUCUUUUUCUUACUGUCAUUCGACACAAAGCGUUUCCCUGGGUGUUAUCUGAUGAGCAUUACCAGAUGUUAUUACAAACAAUCAAAAAGAUCAUCGACAAGCAGAUUAAUCCCUUUGUGGACAAGUGGGAAGAAGAAGGACAGUUCCCAGCACAUAAAAUAUUUAAAACCCUGGGACAGGCUGGGUUCCUUGGUGUGGAUAAGCCAAGAGAAUAUGGCGGCAUGGGCUUGGACUUCUCCUAUAGCAUUGCAGUGGCAGAAGAGCUGGGAAGUAUCCGCUGUGGAGCUAUUCCUAUGGCUGUUGGAGUGCAAGCUGGCAUGGCUACUCCUGCUCUUACAAGGUUUGGUUCUGAGGAGUUGAAAAAACAGUUCCUGGUACCAACUAUAGCUGGAGAUUUUGUGGCUUGCUUGGGAAUCAGUGAAGUUGGAGCUGGGUCAGAUGUGGCAAAUAUCAAGACGACAGCUGUGAGAAAAGGCAAUGAGUAUGUCAUAAAUGGUGGCAAGAUGUGGACUACGUCCGGGUGCCAAGCAGAUUGGAUGUGCCUGCUGGCAAACACCAGUGAAGGACCUCACCAUCAAAAUAAAUCUCUCAUAUGUCUGCCAAUGAAUCUACCUGGCAUUCAUGUUGCUAAAAAGAUAGACAAACUAGGUAUGAGGUCAUCAGACACAGCUCAGAUCUUUUUUGAAGAUGUAAGGGUCCCCAGCAAAAACCUCAUCGGUGAGGAAGGAAAGGGUUUUACAUAUCAGAUGUUGCAAUUCCAAGAAGAGCGCCUGUGGGCAGUAGCAAGCGUCCUGACACCGCUGCAAACUAUAAUAGAAGAAACAAUUGACUACACUCGCCAGCGGAAAGCGUUUGGCCAGUCCGUCCUGCACAACCAAGCCGUGCACUUCCGCCUGGCCGAGCUGGCAACCGAAGUGGAGCUCCUUCGCUCGCUGCUGUACCGCACCGUUGCGCUCUAUGUGGAAGGCAAUGAUGUGACAAAAUUUGCCGCCAUGGCUAAGCUAAAGGCAGGUCGUCUGGCCCGUGAAGUGACUGAUAGCUGUCUCCAGUUUUGGGGAGGAAUGGGAUUCACCAGUGAGGUUCUGGUGAGCAGGUUUUACAGAGACUUGAGAUUAGUUUCCAUAGGAGGUGGUACAGAUGAAACCAUGCUUUCCAUCAUAUGCAAAUACAUGGAAACACUUCCAAGCAAGUGAUGCAUCUCCACUCGUCCUUGAAAAUUAAGCAAGAGCAUGGCUUGUACUGCACACUGAAGG
Molecule: messenger RNA, 1380 nt
Organism: Cariama cristata (Red-legged seriema)
Lineage: Eukaryota; Metazoa; Chordata; Aves; Cariamiformes; Cariamidae
Product: probable acyl-CoA dehydrogenase 6
Exons: 11
Coding region: 1-1320 (439 amino acids)
Biological process (GO): fatty acid beta-oxidation using acyl-CoA dehydrogenase
Molecular function (GO): flavin adenine dinucleotide binding; acyl-CoA dehydrogenase activity
Source: RefSeq, a predicted model, not a curated record